Messenger RNA from Gymnodraco acuticeps, 2522 nucleotides. RefSeq lists its product as uncharacterized. The record is from RefSeq and is a predicted model, not a curated record. Lineage: Eukaryota; Metazoa; Chordata; Actinopteri; Perciformes; Bathydraconidae. The transcript has 6 exons. Bases 1107 to 1859 code for a protein of 250 amino acids.
AUAAGCACCUCUAAUGCUUUGGGUGGUCUUAGCUACACAUUGUGAUCUUUUGUCCUGACUACACUAUAGAAGCGUAAUCCCACUUGUGUUCCUGUGCAAUGUGCUCAUGCUGAAUACGUUUUGGUCGGACUCUCAGAAGCCUCGGGUUACCUUUGACUCAUUCUGAGACGAAAACACAGGGCAGAAGAAAAGGAGAUGCCAAAAGAGAGCUUUUUGCUUAACACCAAUCCAAGUGAAAGACCACUGGCAGUGAUGGAAGGCAGAUGAUGCAUCAAGGAGACAGAGGGAGCAUUGUGAGGGUCUGCUGCCCUCUGAGCCAGACAGGAAACAGAGAGAGAUUGGAGGGUGAACUUUAAAUGAGUCUCAGCAUGGCAUCUACCUUGAAGUGCAUGCAUGUGGGUGUUUUGUAGAUCAAAAGGGCAACUAGAAAUCAUGAUUCUGUCCAUUAAUCUAUCUUAUAGAUUAAUAGAAAUGAGUAUAUUUGCAGAGCAACAUGAUAAAUGAAUGGUGACAAAGGAAAGACAGGACAAAAAGAAUCAUUACCACCAGAGGAAAACAAUAACACUCUGGUCUCGCUUCUGGAGAAUUCUCCUGUCGAAUAACAGUCUCCCAUUUCAGUAAAUGUGAUUAUGUAAUGACACGAUGCCAAAAUGAUUCGAUUUGCAGUGAUUCAUAACAGAAGGCGGUUCCUGUGGGCGACGUAUCAGGGCAACCAAACUGAAACUUAACCUUUUUUUAAUAAUGUAUUGGUUCGGUAUAACAUUAAUUUACAAUGUUGACAAAGUUAAGUAGUGUGGAAUCUGAAUAUGCAGAGCAUGAUCAGAUUUAAAUAUGAUUUUCCUCUUGUCCUUAUUUACAUACUGACAUUAUUUAUGCAUGCAUCUGUUGGAGGGUCUUUAACUUGACUCAGCAUAACCUUCCAUUAUCUCUGUUUAUUCCCUAUUUUAUUUAAUUGAGUGAACUUGGCUACCGGGAAAUGUGGGAACGAUUGUUAUUUUCCCACAUGGGAACAGCGGCGGGGAAACAAAGAGACUCUGAUGGGAUGCAGACGCUACGCUCCAACUGAUUAAUGGCUCUCCUAUUCCGUAAUUGGUGCACGUAUCGUCAUGGCUUGCAGGGACCUAGAGAGGGCAGAGGAGGCCAGGACGGACAUCAUGGAAGACACGGGGAAUGAGAAUGUGGUCAUCAGAAAACUGGAUCUCUCUGACACCAAGUCCAUCCGAGCGUUUGCUGAAAUCAUCAACAAAGAGGAGAAACAAGUGAAUAUCCUGAUAAAUAAUGCAGGCGUCAUGAUGUGUCCCUACUCCAAGACUGCUGACGGGUUCGAAAUGCAGUUAGGCGUCAAUCAUUUGGGUCACUUCCUGUUGACUUACCUGCUGCUGGACCUCAUCAAGCGCUCAGCCGCCGCCCGCAUCGUGGUCGUGGCGUCGGUCGCCCACACCUGGACCGGGCUGCGACUCGAUGACAUUAACAGCGAGAGGAGUUACGACACCAUGAAGGCCUACGGGCAGAGCAAGCUGGCUAACGUCAUGUUUGCACGCUCGCUUGCCAAACAGUUACAAGGUACAGGGGUGAGCGUGUUCUCUCUGCACCCGGGGGUGGUGCAGUCUGACCUGUGGAGGCACCAGCACCAGUGCAUCCAGGUGGCAGUGAAGAUCUUCAGUAUUUUCACAAAAACAACCCUGGAGGGGGCGCAGACCACCAUCUUCUGCGCUGUGGAGUCGGGCCUGGAGAGCCAGAGUGGAGGCUACUUCAGUGACUGCGCUCCGGCAAGGUGCUCUAGAGCGGCUUCUGAUGAUGAGACGGCCCAGAAACUGUGGGAGAUAAGCUGCAACCUGCUCGGCAUCACCUGGCAGUGAACAGGAGCAUAUUAACUGUGCCAGUGUGUGCUAUACAUCAUAUUUUAAAGAACACUUUUACACACUUUUUUAUAGAGAUAUUAAUCUUACUGUUGUGAAACAGGGUUAUUUUAUGACUCAAAGUACAGAACCGUCCAAAAGUCGUUUAGUCACUUCCAAGAGUUCCUUUAUUUGUAAGAUAUCUAAAAAUUAAACGGACAUUUUAGUCAUGUUGUAAUUAUUCAACAUUCCUCAUGGGCGUUCUUUGCAAAGUCACUUUUGAGUGCAGAUGGCGUUAUUUCCUGUAAAGCUUCUUUAAAAGAAGUGCAUGAUCUUUCUUUGGAUGGAAAUGUCUUUAUAUUUGCAAGUGAGAAACAAAGUUCUGGUUAUUCUUAGGAUCAUUUGUGUGUGUUUGUUGUUGUUAUACUAAUUUCACCAAGAAGAGGUGGAGGUGGAAAACUACCCCAUGUUCUAAAUAUGAAUCAAAACACAUGUUGGCUUCCUUCUUUUAAAAAAUACAUUUUAUUGAAAAGAUGUUGUGGUUAAUCUUUAAAGCAAUUCGUGACCUUUAAUAAUAACUGGGUUCUGUUGUUUCUGAAGUAUAUUUAUUAAUCAGUCAAAUACAAUCCAUUGAUCUAAAAUUGUUCAUUUAACUGUUUCAUUAAACAGCUGUGUAUCACAUUA